This is a messenger RNA of Hyla sarda, 1923 nucleotides long. RefSeq names its product lipase C, hepatic type (gene LIPC). Bases 160 to 1743 code for a protein of 527 amino acids. Lineage: Eukaryota; Metazoa; Chordata; Amphibia; Anura; Hylidae. The transcript is spliced from 11 exons. The record is from RefSeq and is a predicted model, not a curated record. Gene Ontology annotation, molecular function: apolipoprotein binding; triacylglycerol lipase activity. Gene Ontology annotation, biological process: lipid metabolic process.
GAAUUGAACCAUUUAUCAUCCAGCUUGUUUCACGUGAUCUAUCAGAAGCUUUAAAAGGUGUGACACAUACUACUGUACUCCUGUUUGUGUGACAUAUUCUUCAAGCAUCAGGUACAUAGACUACAGACGGCUUGUGUCAGCAAAAUCCGCUCGGUCACUAUGGGGAGAAUUCAAAUCCUCUGGCUCUUUCUGAUUUUUCUGGUCUUUGAACAGACAGUUGCAAAAAAGCCAUGCAAAUGUCGUUCUGAUGGAAAUAAAGAAAAAAAAACAAUACAACAUUUGAGCAGUAGUCCAUAUUCUGCAGAGUACAGAGAAGGACAGCGCAAGCAAAUACAGAACAAAAUGGAUCCAAGUACUAAGAAGGCCAAAUUUUUGCUGUAUAAUGAAGGGAUAGUCAAUAAUAUGUGUCCAAUUGUAACAGGACAGCCUGACACCCUAGAAAGUUGUGCCUUCAAUGCUACUCUUCCCCUUGUAAUGAUAGUACAUGGAUGGUCGCUUGAUGGAACUCUGGAAGCUUGGAUACCAAAGAUGGCUUCUGCAUUUAAAUCCAGUAAUAAGCAGAUUAAUGUCAUCAUCGUGGACUGGCUGUCUUCUGCCCAUGUACAUUAUGCAGUUGCAGUACAGAAUGCCCGAUUUAUUGGUCUAGAGAUGGCAGAAUUUCUGGAAUGGCUUGAAUCAUCCAUCCAAUUUCCUAGAAGUAAUGUUCAUUUGAUUGGGUACAGCCUUGGAGCUCAUGUAUCAGGAUUUGCUGGCAGUUAUAUUAGUGGAUCAGACAAGAUCGGAAGAAUUACAGGUCUUGACCCUGCUGGUCCUCUAUUUGAAGGAAUGUCAUCCAUAGAUCGUCUGUCAUCAGAUGAUGCCAGCUUUGUUGAUGCCAUUCAUACAAACACACAACAACACAUUGGAUUAAGUAUUGGCAUUAAUGAGCGAGUUGGUCACUAUGAUUUUUACCCCAAUGGAGGUGAUAUUCAGCCUGGCUGCCAGUUUCGAGACUUGUACAGCCAUAUAGCAGAGCAUGGAAUUAAUGGGUUUAAAAAGUCUGUGAAAUGUUCUCAUGAGAGGUCGGUUCACCUUUUCAUGGAAUCUAUACUAAAUGAAGAUAAGCAAAACAUUGGGUAUGAAUGUAAAGACUUUAAAACCUUCCAGAAAGGUGUGUGUCUCAAAUGUCCAAAAAGUGGAUGCGUUACUUUGGGGUACAAUAUCAACAGGGGAGGAAUACGUCCUAGACAUAGUCUCUUUCUCAAAACACGUUUUAACAUGCCAUUCAAAGCUUACCAUUACCAGAUCAAGAUGCAAGUAACUAAUAACGUUGCAGACAAGCAGCUAUUUCCACAAUUAUCAACAUCACUUACAGGAACUAAAGAAGACGUAAAUGGCUUAGCUUUAGAUAUAUCUGAAGGCAUAAGUGAGACUGGAACCUACUCUUUCCUCAUUACAUUAGACACUGAGAUUGGCGAUCUCAUGAUGAUGAAAUUAAAAUGGGAAGCCAGCAAAGACAUUAAAAGUCUGUGGUAUACCCUGCAAAAGAAGAUGGCAUGGGAAACACUGCCGGGAUUACUAGUAAAGAAAAUAAGAGUAUUGGUUGGAGAAACGCAGGAGAGACUAACAUUUUGUGCUGAAAAUGCUGAUGACUUUGAACUCCAUCCUGACCAGGAGAAGAACUAUGUGAGAUGUUUAAACAGACUAAAAAGGAAAGAGGUGUCCGCUAAAGUGCAAAGAAAUCGCUUGAAACAGCGUGCUUAGCCAAAACUGGAUAGAUCUUUGAAGCCAAAUAGCCCAAACUGCUUUAAGAAGUUGCUUGCACCUAAUCUUCUGGAGUACAGAAAGACUAGCUCCUUAAUGUUCCUUUUGUCCAACCCUGUUUUAAGAGACCAUAGCUUUUCAUUGUCAGUAUUUUACAAUGUGUCUCACAGCUGCCUGAAA